Messenger RNA from Acanthosepion pharaonis, 996 nucleotides. Lineage: Eukaryota; Metazoa; Mollusca; Cephalopoda; Sepiida; Sepiidae. The record is from the annotation of a GenBank genome assembly.
AUGGAGACAAAGCGCAAACGAAAAAUGGAAUUACUGAGAAAGAAAGAAAAAGAAGACGAUCAGAAAGCUAAGUUUUUUUUUUACCUUUUCUUUCUUUCAUUCAAUUCUUUUUGGCACUCUUUUUUUUCGUUUUCCCUUUGUUUUAUUAUUUCUUUCCCUUUUCUUUUCUUUUUUCCUUUCCGUUUUUCCCUUCUUUCUUUCUUUCCUUUCCGUUUUUCCUUCUUUCUUUCGCCUUUUCUCUUUCCCUUUCUUCCCCUCUCCCCCUUUCUCUAUCUUUUCCUUUUUCUUUCACCUUUUCUCUCUCUUUCCUUUUUCCGUUUUUCCUUCCCUCUUUCCUUUUUUCCUUCUCUUUUUCCUUUUUCUGUUUUUCCUUCCCUUUUUCCGUUUUUAUUUCCCUCUUUCCUUUUCCGUUUUUUCCUUGCUUCUUUCCUUUUCCGUUUUUUCCUUGCUUCUUUCCUUUUCCGUUUUUUCCUUGCUUCUUUCCUUUUUUCCUUUCUUUCCUUUUCCGUUUUUCCUUCUUUCUUUCCUUUUUUCCUUCCUUCCUUUUGCCUCUUUCUUUGUCUUUUUCAUCUUAUUUUUUUUAUCCUUUCUCUUUUCCCUUACUCCCUUUUUAUCCCUCUCCUGACUCUUUCCUUCCUUCUAUCUACUUCUCUUCGCUCUUCUGUUGCCCGCCUUGGGGACCUCCCACCUCCUCAUCGCCAUUAUCAUCUCAAUCAUCUUUUGCUCGCACAUCUUCUACCACUACAUGACGAACUCCCCCUUCUCUCUCGCUCAAUGUCACCUCUCAUCAAUUUCUGUUCACCAAGCUCUUCCAGAAAAUUCAUGUUCUUCGUUGAGGGGAAACUAAUUUUUUCCUCUUCCCACCAGCCUUUCUGUCCUCUCCCACUUUCAUUUUCCAUAUUCUCCACCUCUCUUUUUCUCCCCCCUCCCACCUCCACACUCUCUCUUCCCUGCUUCUUCUCUCAAAACAAUCAUCCACUCUUGCGCCGGAUUUAA